Messenger RNA from Myxozyma melibiosi, 1386 nucleotides. RefSeq lists its product as uncharacterized. Gene Ontology annotation, biological process: double-strand break repair. Bases 82 to 1191 code for a protein of 369 amino acids. The record is from RefSeq and is a predicted model, not a curated record. The transcript has 4 exons. NCBI's taxonomy places the organism in Eukaryota, Fungi, Ascomycota, Lipomycetes, Lipomycetales, Lipomycetaceae. Gene Ontology annotation, cellular component: site of double-strand break; nucleus.
CUCGUGAUUAUGAUUUGCUUUGGCCGCGUUCUCGAUAAUUAUUGAAAUAAGGAAGAACAGAAGCGAUAACAGGAGGGAACGAUGGAGGACGAUGAAUCGGUGUCGCCUAUUAAUCACGAAAUACUCUCGUAUGAUGUGCUCUGGACCGCGCAGAUGACGCAGAAGCGAAAGACCUGGAACGACGGAAUCGUGAAACUUCAUACGUUUAAUAAACGACUGAUGCUGUACUCAUCUGAUCGAACUCUUCUCGACAGCAAGUAUCUCAAACGCUCCCACCUCGAGCUCGGCGAGACAAUCACGAUGGACAAGCACAUUAUCACAAUCGAAGACCAGAACGCGACAUUCAUCCAAGACGUCUCCGUCGUCAUCCGCCAACGCUCCCUCGCGAGCAAAAACCGCACCGGUCCGCCCCCAUCAUCGUCGUCGGCGGCAGCGUCUCCUGCAGCUACACCGGCUCGUCGGAAAGCAAUGAGGUUGUCGCCCCCGCGGUUGAAAGGAACGCCAAAGACGAGUAUUGCUGAUAUCCAGUCUUUUAUCUCACCGGGCGUGAAGAAUAUGCUUCUGCAAACGAGGUUUCCGCUUCUUCGCACUGCUCCUACUACUCUCAGUCAUACGUCACCCCCGAAAGGCACUUUGUCAGACACACCAUCGCUGCAUACCCCUCUCCCCAGCACAACAAAGUCUCUACUUCCCACCCGCCAUGCACCGAAUCCGACAACCGCCACAAUCGACAUCCAGAAAAACACUCAGCUACCCACGCCUCUAUCCAUCAAAUCCACAACUUCAAAAUUAUCAUCCACAGCUACCCCGACACCGACACCUACCGCAAAGAACGCACUGACACCACGCACCCCCGCCUUAUCCCCACUACGACAGCAAGGCUUCCAACUCGCCAGCGCACCUCUCGUGAACGCAAACACCGCCUCCUCACCAGAAGAUUCAAGACCUGAAACCGCCGGCAUAAUCGAAAUCUCUACACAUCCCAGACAUCCAGAGAAAGAAACUCCAGAAAAUCCAUACUCGCUGCCGUCGUCCUCUUCAUUCUCCUUCUCGUCCUCGCAGUUAUCAAACACUUCAGAUCACAACGACACACGACGUCCCGACAGCGAGGAGAGGAAUAAGAAGUCUGCGCCUACAAAACGGCCGUUGCUUAGUUUAGGUUCACGGAAAUCGAAAAAGGUGCAUCGAUAAUAGAUUUCCUCAAUGGUUUAGGGAGUAUUCUGGUUAUAUCAAAUAUAUUUGCGGUAUCAAUAAAGCACAUGAACAACACUACUACCACUUAAAACCUGGAAACAAUCUCAACCUCAUCUAAAUAAAACAAGAAAAUCAAACACAUGAAAGAAAACAAAUACAUAAAUCAUUUUAAUAUCAAAAGAGUGACAAAAG